UGUAACAUAAUAAUGUAUUUACUGUCUCUGACUUACUCAAAGUGAAUGAUUUGUUUGAAACGGUCUAAAAUAGUUGUAUGUUUAUGAACAUAAUAUUAUAAUAAAAAAAAAGAUUCAGUGCGUGGUUUUAUACCUGUCGUUUGACGUUGUUAGAGAUCAGAGCCUUGACGAACAAUCUCAUCGCAUUGCUGUGUAAUAAUUACUAGUGAGAAAUAAACAAAAACCCAGAGUUAAAAUGGACGAUCAUAGCAAUGGAACCAUUAUCAAACUAGAAGAUAAUAAGAUCGAGAUAGAGCAGUGUUCUAAAGCCUUAUUGAAAAUAACAGAACCAAAUCACAUGGAGAACUCAUACAAAAGUUCUACGACAAACCAAAACGAUUAUAAAAAUAUUAUUGAUGGAGAUGCAUAUAGACUUAAUGAAGCAGGAGGUAUUAAAAUUGAAGAAGGAGAAACGGACGAUUAUCAUUAUAAGUCUAUUUUUGAGGUAGAAGAAGAAAAUAAACAAGGGAAAGAGCAACAAAAUACAAUCGACGCGAAUGAAUACAACGUUGUUGAUUCGAAAAUCAAAGUUGAAGACAAAACAAACGGUUAUUACCAUAGCAUAGAGAACAAAAUUGAUAAAGACAAUGAAGAUAUGAAAAAGGAAUUAUCUGAAACCUUUAUAAGUGAAACAAAAUCGAGUAACAUUGAAAAAUUAUAUAAUAGUCGUGUGACAGCACGGAACGAUCUUCAAAAAAUAUUUGACGGGAAUAUAUACAAACUUAAUGAAGCAGGGGGAAUUAAAAUUGAAGUAGGAGAAACGGACGAUUAUUAUUAUAAGUCUAUUUUUGAAGUGGAAGAAGAAAAUGAACGAGGGAAAGAGCAACAAAAUACAAUCGACGCGAAUGGAUACAACGUUAGUGAUUCGAAAAUCAAAGUUGAAGACAAAACAGACGGUUAUUACCAUGGCAUAGAGAACAAAAUUUAUAAAUACGACGAUGAUAUAAAACAGGAAUUAACAGAAACCUCCAUAGAAGAAACAAAAUCAAUAAAUAUUGAAAAAACCUAUAAUAGUUAUGUGACAGCACAGAACGAUCUUCAAAAAACAUUUGACGGGAAUAUAUACAAUUACAGAAAAGUGAGCAAUACAACGAUAGUUCAAGUCGAAGCCGAUUUAUUAAACGGACAUUAUUUCGAGUCCGUGAUUGAGGUUGAAAAAAAUGGUCUCUUAGAUGUGCAACCUACUAAAAACGGUUUGGACAAAAUACAGCAAUUUGCGUGUGAUUUAUGUAAGAUGUAUUUUAACACUAAACGGAGAGUGACCCAGCACAUAAUUCGAUUACAUAGUGCACACGCAUCAACACAGAAAAACACUGCAACUCAAGUUAUCAAAAAUCGUCUUACAGUCAAUGACUCGAGUUAUGAAGAAAAUAAACAAACUAAUGGUUGUCAAGUCGAGUCUUGGAUUGAAAAAGGUGUCAAUAAUCAAAUAGCCCCAAAGAAUGACAAAAAAGAUAUAAAAGAUCGACGAAUAUUCCACUGCGAUUUUUGUCAAACGUCGUACCGUACUAAAAAGCAAAUAACAUUACAUAUAGUAAAAUCCCACAAAAGUUCAAAUAACAAAUAUUUUACCCGAAAAAAUAACAUUAUACAUAGCAAAAAAUAUACUAGAGCAUUCACCAAAAACAUCAUCCGACACUACAAAUGUAAUGUUUGUUUUAAAGAUUUUUCGAUUAAAUCACUACUUACCAAACACGAACGAGUACACACUGGUGAAAAGCCCUAUAAAUGCGCUGUUUGCUCAAAGUCGUUUUCUCAAAAAUGCCAUUUAAAACAACAUAAACGCGUGCACACUGGAGAAAAGCCCUAUAAAUGUACGUUUUGCUCAAAGUCGUAUUCUCAAAAAACUAAUCUAACAGCUCAUGAACGCGUGCACUCAGGAGAAAAACCAUACGAAUGUGCUCUUUGCUCAAAGGCGUUUUUUCAAAAAUUAAUCUAA
This is a messenger RNA of Adelges cooleyi (spruce gall adelgid), 1978 nucleotides long. Its product is annotated as zinc finger protein 510-like. The transcript has 8 exons. The record is from RefSeq and is a predicted model, not a curated record. NCBI's taxonomy places the organism in Eukaryota, Metazoa, Arthropoda, Insecta, Hemiptera, Adelgidae. Gene Ontology annotation, cellular component: nucleus. Gene Ontology annotation, molecular function: RNA polymerase II cis-regulatory region sequence-specific DNA binding; DNA-binding transcription factor activity, RNA polymerase II-specific. Bases 236 to 1978 code for a protein of 580 amino acids. Gene Ontology annotation, biological process: regulation of transcription by RNA polymerase II.